Molecule: messenger RNA, 667 nt
Organism: Gossypium raimondii (Peruvian cotton)
Lineage: Eukaryota; Viridiplantae; Streptophyta; Magnoliopsida; Malvales; Malvaceae
Product: CAAX prenyl protease 2
Exons: 7
Biological process (GO): CAAX-box protein processing
Cellular component (GO): endoplasmic reticulum membrane
Molecular function (GO): metalloendopeptidase activity
Source: RefSeq, a predicted model, not a curated record
AUGGAAAUACCACUGAGUGCUUUACUCAGCGGUAUUACAAAUGUUCUAUUAUGGCAGAAUUUAGUUGUUGCACCAUUAACGGAGGAGUUGGUGUUUAGGGCUUGUAUGAUUCCGUUACUUCUUUGUGGUGGAUUUAAAGCAUACGACAUCAUUUUUCUCUGCCCUACUUUCUUCAGUUUAGUGCAUUUGAACCAUAUGAUGGAAAUCUACAGCCACCAUAAUUAUAGCUUGCUUAAAGCCUCCAUGGUUGUAGGCCUCCAGCUGGACUACACUGCAGUCUUCGGUUCAUAUUCUUCAUUUCUCUUCGUUCGAACAGGAAACCUUGUUGCUCCUUUAAUUGCCCAUGCUUUUUGCAACUAUAUGGGAUUGCCUGUGUUGCUCAUACCAAGGAAAGGGCUAGUUAGCGUGGCAUUUGUAGCUGGAAUGUUGUCAUUUGCUUGGCUUCUGCUCCCUUUAACACGGCCUGAUUUGUAGAAUGACAGAACAAAUAAUUGCAGGUGUUGGCAAGGAUAUUGUUUAUGGAAUUAAACCAAUUACUUCUAUGGAAGAAAUGUUGUUAGUUACAUUGAUAACUAUAUGCAAUGGUAUAAGCAAAUGAUAAAAUGCUGAAAAGCAACCAGUGUUUCUUUUUCUCAUGACCUGUAAUAUUUCCACUAGGGUUUCUAAG